Branchiostoma belcheri (Belcher's lancelet) is the source of this 2241-nucleotide messenger RNA. Its product is annotated as protein SREK1IP1-like. Gene Ontology annotation, molecular function: nucleic acid binding; zinc ion binding. The record is from RefSeq and is a predicted model, not a curated record. NCBI's taxonomy places the organism in Eukaryota, Metazoa, Chordata, Leptocardii, Amphioxiformes, Branchiostomatidae. The transcript is spliced from 2 exons. The coding region runs from base 88 to 531 and encodes 147 amino acids.
UUCUCCGCCAUCAUUCGGAAGCAACAAAAACUCGCGAGACUUCGAUUGAAAACAGAAGCGUUAUUUUGCUGUUUAUAUAGCAAAGCUAUGGCGAAUUCGGACGUCCAGGGGCUGGUGGCUCGUCUGACCAACCAGGCGUCAGAAAACCAGGCCCGGGUGGGCUGUGCGAAGUGCGGGUACACGGGGCAUCUCACGUUCGAGUGCCGCAACUUUCUACGGGCAAACCCCACGCAGGACAUAGUGCUUGACAUCAGCAGCACCAGUAGUGAAGACAGUGAAGAGGAACUCGGCUCGGAGGCUCUUGCCAAACGCAUGCAGGCGAAAAAGGACGCCGAACCCAAACCCAGCGGCGACAAGAAGAAAAAACACAAGAAACACAAGAAGAAAUCCUCCAAGAGCAAGAAGAGGAGGAAAGAGUCCAGCUCUGAGUCUGAUUCGGAAGCAGAAGAAAGGAGUAAGAAGAGGAAGAAAUCUUCAAAGAAGUCGAAGAAGAAACACAAAAAGAGGAGGCACUCCAGUUCAUCUGACUAGUCAGAUGUUUAAUUUUAGUGAAACAUUAGCCCUACAUACAGUGGUCAUUGACAAUGUUGGAAACUUCUGCACCAGUUUAUCACAGCAGACAGAUGUUUUGGAAUCCUUCAACAGAUCCACAGUUUUUGGUACCUUGUUAAGCUAUGGUAUCAUUCAGAGGGGAGCUUUUUGCUGUACAUGGGACCAUUCAUUGUAAAUGAAGAAUGGGAAAUCUGUAAGCAAUAGCACUCAAGUCAACUUUUUAUAUGUGGCACGUGUACAUGUACCUUGUAAGCUAGCAAUCCAGAGGAGAGCUUUUUACUGUAUGGGACCAAGGACAUUAUUGUAAGAGGCAAUCUAUCAAUGUCAUGUCAUAUAGUUUUAUAACUGCAACUUGUCACUUAAGGCUGUCUUAUGUUGAUAUGUUGUCACAUUUUUUGUGCCUUGUUCAUGUAGCUAAAAACCUAAAUGUUUACUAUGACUGUAACAAAUAUGUGGUAUUCUGUAUCUGUGCUGGUUAUAAUUUUCCUUUAGUAAUAAAGGUACCGGGUAUUUUAGUAUUUUCUCACUGGUCAUCAUCUACGUAUUUACUACAUACAAAAUUUAUAGGCAGCAAGCAGAACAAACACACAGACCAGUACAAAAUCAGACAGUAGCUUUAAUAAGAACACAGACACCUUUUCUCUUCUCUUGGUACAAAACCUGGCACAGCUGCUUUAGAGAAAUCAUGCUAAACUCUAUCAACCAAACUUAAAAUAUCUCAACCCUGGCUAAGGACGUUAACCAUCUACUAGAAGCUAUCCAGACCUCAAACUAAGAAAUUAAAAUAAACGAAGGCACAUCACUUCACUGAGAUUCUAGUUAAAAAGAAUCAAAAUGACACUUGUACCUUAAUUUUCUUCUCAUGUACACAUACAUGUACCUACUUGUUCUACAUGACUAUUACAUGUAGUAUCUACCUGUUUCAAAACCAAAAAGAAACAAAUACAGGUACAUGUAGUUGGAAUUGCUACAGUGUACCAUUCACUGUUAUUCAUAGACUAGUGGCCACAUCCACUAGCUACAUUUCCAUAUCUGUUACAUUUCCGUAACUGUAACAUUUUGUGACAGAGAAGCUUCCUUCCUUAACAAAUAGAAACUUAGUAGCAACAUUCUAUGUUACAAGAAUGUUCUGCCAUAUAACUUAUACAUACACAAGGUCAUACAAAAUCUCUGCAUUGUAACAUAAUCAGAGAUCAAUGCAUAGAACUUUCUGCUAGAAAGAAAGUAAGGAAACUAAACUACAAACCUAACAGUUACUGUAGUAACAAUUCAGCAUCAGAAUAGCAAAAUCCUUCAGAAUGGCAGCAUUGUUGCAUUUACUGUGUUGAUCUAGAAUGUAUCUCAGCAAUUUACACGGAAUCCAACCAGUUAAGACUGAUUUAACCCUCUAACAACCAACACUUGUGCUGUAACUUCAGUAAUAAGUACAGAGUGGGUUAUACAGGAGGGCCCUGGCAAAAAUGAGGUUAACCCAUUAAGUCCUGAUGUGAAGAGAAAUCAUUCUCAUGGCUCAAGUUGUUCCUUAAAAUCUCCAAGCAGAUCAUACAGUGGCAAGGCAGUAUCCAUUGGUCAGAGGAGUGUACAUUAGCACUGUAUACAUAUGAUUGCUUAGAGAUAUAGAUCCUUAUUCUACAUCAAACAUUUCUCAAAUUGUGUCCCAGAACAGGUAUGCAUCCAACCUAACUACAU